CCAACCAUGCGGUGCAGGCAGGCCCGCCGCCAAAAGCUCCCCCGCCCACAAAGCGCGAGCAAUCCACGUCCACGCGCAGCACCACCAGUCCACCACCGUCACCACCAAGCUGGUAGCGCAAAGGCGAUGGCGUCGCUCACCAUGAUGGCGUCCUUCGCCGCCGUGGCGGUGGCCGCGCCCUCGCGCCGCGGCAGCUUCGCCGUGGUCAGGGCCGCCAACAAGGCCGACCACCGCUGCCACCAGCAGGAGGAGCCCGCCAGCGCCAGGCUGGCGGCGGCGGCGGCGGCCGAGGAGCCCGCCGAGGGACGCCGCGCCGUCAUGCUCGCGGCGGCCGCGGCGGCCGUGGCGGCCAUCGGCGGCGCCGGCGCCGCCAUGGCGGACCCCAAGAAAGGGAGCCCCGAGGCGAAGAAGAAGUACGCGCCCAUCUGCGUCACCAUGCCCACCGCCAAGAUCUGCCACAACUGAUCGAGCACGCGCGCGCGCGUUGCAGGGCCGGCCGGGGGGGUGGUAUAUAAAUGUGUGUAUGUGUACGGUGUCGAUCGUACGUCUCUCUUGUUGAUUCGAGCUUUAAUUUAGAUGCAUGCCUGACGACGUGAGGCCGCUUAUUGCUUUGCUGGCGGUCUCGGAGCUGUAAGAAUAUAUCAAGUGCAAUGCAAAUUGAAUUCGGGUGAAUUGAAACCGUGCUUAUAUAUUUUAUCGUAA
Messenger RNA from Sorghum bicolor (sorghum), 702 nucleotides. RefSeq names its product photosystem II 5 kDa protein, chloroplastic. Bases 7 to 465 code for a protein of 152 amino acids. The transcript has a single exon. The record is from RefSeq and is a predicted model, not a curated record. Lineage: Eukaryota; Viridiplantae; Streptophyta; Magnoliopsida; Poales; Poaceae.